ACCUAACCAGUGGUUCAAACGUCUUCGUCCCUACGCGAAGAUUACAGCUUUGGGUAUUAUUCGAAUUCUUCUUCUUCUUCCUUCUUCCACCUGUAGAUGGCCUCAGCAAUCUCACUGAACGAAUGGGAAUUCAUCAACGACGACGGCUUCGUCUACAAGCGACAGAAACGUUACCCAGACCCGACGAUCACCACCGACGCUCCACCAUCGACAGAUCCCUUAGCUGAAGAACACAACAGGAAGGAGACAAAGAAGAGAGCUUUGAUGAAUUUACGUCUCAAGUACCAAGAAGAAAUUUCCCGCUGGGAACUAUUAUCAAACAUGUUGAAGGCGAUGCAGGACAAAGCUCUUAGUUCUUCUCAAUUAUCCAAUAGUUCGCUUCAAUCGCCUGUCGUUCUUUUGACAGGGAAUGUUUAUCAUCGCCAACUCGAUGAACUACUGAUUCGAGAAGAGUGUGAAGAAAGUAUUAUGGAAGAUUUAUCAAACCUUUGUGAUGUAGUGGAAUCCGUUUGUAGCUUGAGUGAAGAUAAUAUAAAGCAGACAUUAGUGAAUCUUCCAAUCUGGACUUCAUCUCCCCAAGAGCUCAUGAGUUCACUAUGUGAAAACUGAUGAUUAUGGAUUUUGGGUUUUUGUUAGUAGGUAGGUAAGCACAAACUGUAACUGUAAUGCAAUAAUUGAGACAAGAAGAAGAAGAAGAAGAUGAAGAUCUUCCCUCCAUUGUAAACUACUAUUAUAGUAAAGGAUCAGUAAUUCUAGAUUUGAGCAAUUAUUUCUGAUAGGAUGUAUGUUCAAAGGAAGUUUAGCUUUAAUUUGAGAAAUCCUCUCAUUAUUGAAUAGAUAAAUGUUCCUUUUUAGCAAAUCUCCAUUCUUGAUUGAAAGGGAAUAUUUUGAAUAAAUGGUUUCUCUUUAUGGCUCUA
Messenger RNA from Impatiens glandulifera, 917 nucleotides. RefSeq lists its product as uncharacterized. The transcript is spliced from 2 exons. NCBI's taxonomy places the organism in Eukaryota, Viridiplantae, Streptophyta, Magnoliopsida, Ericales, Balsaminaceae. The record is from RefSeq and is a predicted model, not a curated record. The coding region runs from base 97 to 609 and encodes 170 amino acids.